Molecule: messenger RNA, 1591 nt
Organism: Cryptomeria japonica (Japanese cedar)
Lineage: Eukaryota; Viridiplantae; Streptophyta; Pinopsida; Cupressales; Cupressaceae
Product: probable LRR receptor-like serine/threonine-protein kinase At4g36180
Exons: 1
Coding region: 190-1350 (386 amino acids)
Biological process (GO): protein phosphorylation
Molecular function (GO): protein kinase activity; ATP binding
Source: RefSeq, a predicted model, not a curated record
AAUUAAUAAUGUGCCUCGUGGUAUUAUUUUUCUCCUUUUUAUGCGUAUAAUCAAGCAAGCUUUAGAUUGAAUCAAGGUCAGGUCCAGCUUCUUUGAUCGCUCUGCUCUGUUCAGCUUUAAGCUUUGCCAAGUCCGUCAUUGGAUUAGUUGAAAACGUCCGUGUGAAAUACUGGAUUUGAGAGUCCAGUUAUGCAUUCAUGGAGUGAAACCAUGAUGAAAAUCGCACGACACUUUAGACUUGGGUGGAAGAGCAUUAUUGCCAUAUCAGUCUCGGCAGCAGUGGUCGGCAUCUUUCUGCUUAUGCUUGCGAUCUUCUUCUUUCUGAGAUACAAAAAGAAAGUGGUCAGAUCAGAGGGAGAUGUGGGUGAAGGGCAGGAGCAGCACAACCUUGUGAUGUUUUACAGUCCCAUAACUUACCCAAAUGUACUGGAGGCCACUGGACAAUUCAAUGAAGAGCAUGUGUCGAGCAGAACAAGGUAUGGAAUUGUGUUUAAGGCUUGUUUUGAAGAUGGGACAGUGCUUUCAAUAAGAAGAUUGCCUGAUGGCCAAAUCUCUGAAGAAACGGUGUUCAGAGAGGAGGCAGAGGCUCUUGGAAGGGUGAAACACCCGAAUUUGACAGUCUUGAGGGGAUAUUAUGUUGAUAAGGAUGUGAGGCUUUUGGCCUAUGAUUAUAUGCCUAAUGGGAACCUGGCUACUCUUCUGCAAGAGGCCUCACACCAAGAUGGGCACAUCCUUAACUGGCCUAUGAGGCACCUCAUUGCUCUAGGGCUAGCCAAGGGCCUUGCCCACCUCCAUUCUUAUUUGGACACUCCAAUCGUUCAUGGAGAUGUCAAACCCAGCAAUGUGCAGUUUGAUGCUGACUUUGAAGCCCAUCUUUCAGAUUUUGGUCUGGAUAAGCUCUCAGUGAGGUCCAUGGAUGAUAAGACUGUUGGGUCUUUUGGGUAUGUUUCUCCUGAGGGGAAGUUGAGGGGAGAGACAACAAAGGAGGGGGAUGUUUACAGCUUUGGGAUUGUUCUGCUGGAGCUUCUGACUGGCAGAAGAGCUGUCAUGUUCAUCAAAGAUGAAGAACAAGGGGAGGAUGAGAUGGAUAUUGUGAAAUGGGUCAAGAGGCAAUUGCAAACAGGGCAGAUAUCAGAGCUGUUCGAUCCAAGUCUUUUGGAGGUGGAUCCUCAAUCCUCUGAAUGGGAGGAAUUCCUGUUGGCUGUCAAAGUGGCAUUGCUCUGCACUGUCAUGGAUCCUCUUGAUAGGCCUUCCAUGACAGAAGUUGUCUUGCUGCUUGAGGGAUGCAGGGUUGCUCCAGAUUUGCUCCCUUCUUCCUCAGAUCCUACUUCCCAAACCUCCCCAGUUUGAAGUUUUCUGAACCUUGUCAUUUAUGUUUCCAUUCAUUGUUCUGGUCAAUACAGACUACAGAGCAAGACAGUAGCGAGGAGAAAGAGGCGGGAAGAUCUAACUAAAAGUCUGUAAAAAUGGACUGACAGGGAGAAAAAGGAAAGACAUUCACAGGCCAUUUAAUGGUCAUAUUCAAGAGAUUUGUUUAUUUUGCCUGACGCCUGGCAAAUUAAUGGCCAUAAUAAAAAAUGUUCUUGUGGAA